AUGCGUGGGCGCCGGCAUUUAUACCGUCUCGGUUUAUUUGCGUUUGAUAUACGGCCCAGUACAGGUCAAAACGCGGGAAGUGAAAUGUGAUUUGAGACAAUGAAUAAAGAAUCUGUGAUUUAGUCAGUAAAUGCUUAUAAUAAGACUUAUUAAAAGCCAAUAAAAUACACUUCUCAUCAUAAAAGAUUUAAUCACCUCGCAAGUUUAUAUUUCUUAACGAUUAUUGGACAAAAGUUGGAAUUAAAAAAUAAAAGGUUUUUAAUUCUGAAUGGUGAUUUUUCAAAAGUGUUUCGAUUUUUAAAAUGAAUUAAAAAUAUAUAGCUUUGUCAAAUAAAUAGGCUGAUUUAUGUGCCAUGUGUUUCUAAAAAGUUUAAAUGGUGACUUGAGGUUUUUUAUCUGUGAAAGUGUUUAAAAGUGUCACAAUGCCGAUCCUAUUCAGUGCAGUGGCGUACAAAAAGAAGUUUCUAUCAAAAUACGCGUCGUGUGACGGUAACUUUAUGGAGAUCGCGGAAGAAGUGCUCACAAAACUUCCACCUACAAAUCAAAAGAUGACGUAUUCUCAUGGACGUUACUUGUUUCAUUUUAUUGCUGAACGCGAUCACUUUUAUUUCUGCAUUACUGAUAAAAUAUGUCAACGGUCCAGAGCAUUCCUGUUUCUGAACGAAAUAAAGCGACGGUUCACAAGAAGGCAAGGGUCUGCUUUCUGCCAAGUCCUCUCCGAUGAGAUGUAUCGAUAUAGCGAAGACUACAACACUAUUAUGAUAAGGAAGGGCGAGCUCGAUGAACUGAAUACCAUCGGUGUAGGAUGCAGUGACUCCAUCCUCGGCGGGAAAAUACUCUUCGUAAACAAUCCUGAAGAAUUGAGAUACAGUACCACCACCCUCGUGGGAGAAACUUCUUACACACCGUCAAUAGAUAACAUAGAAUGUAAAAGAACCUCUAGAUAUUUCUUCUAUAUUAUUAUAACUGUGAUACUUGUGCUUUUGUGGUUAGUUAUGUCUUCCUCAGGACCGAUAUAUUUAGUAUCAGUAGCAUGUAUUUGUGUACUUUUAAUUUUAAAAUUUACUAAAAGUAAAAACGAUUAGUUCUUAGCUUUUGAAUUAUA
Pectinophora gossypiella (pink bollworm) is the source of this 1105-nucleotide messenger RNA. Its product is annotated as vesicle-associated membrane protein 7-like. Gene Ontology annotation, cellular component: SNARE complex. Gene Ontology annotation, biological process: exocytosis; vesicle fusion. NCBI's taxonomy places the organism in Eukaryota, Metazoa, Arthropoda, Insecta, Lepidoptera, Gelechiidae. The transcript is spliced from 4 exons. Gene Ontology annotation, molecular function: SNAP receptor activity; SNARE binding. The coding region runs from base 423 to 1085 and encodes 220 amino acids. The record is from RefSeq and is a predicted model, not a curated record.